CUGAUGCUCUCUGAUACUACCAGCUGAAUGGUGAUACGACGUAGCCUUGGUUACAGUGGCAAAGCCGCGAAAGGCCAGGUUGAGCAUCAGCACGCAAUUGGUGAAAACCGUCACGGACUUCGCCUAAUCGACAUGCAGUGGAGAUAAUCCAGAGGUCUAGAACCGGCCUUGCCAUCCUCGGCCGGUCUAUAACACUCAUGUUUUUUUCACUGAGUUGAGGGGGUUCCCCUCUCCGUUCCCCUCCCCGGUCCCCGUACUUCCCGAGGAAAUUUUCCUUCGUCUGGUGCCCUAAUCCCCUCCACACGCAAUGGCCGAGAAGACGGAGGUGACACUCAACCUCACUGCAGCAGCCCCAGGCUCUGAUAAGCCAGAGGAGGCCAGGGAUGUACCGGAUGCCACAGUACCCGCAACCGAAGGUCUUCAAGGGGGCUACCUCACGGGAUGGCGACUGUCGGCUCUCUUGCUAUGUCUGGGAGUGAGCACAUUUUUGACUGGCCUGAAUGAGAGUCUAGUCGCCACAGCCAUCCCCAAGAUCACCGUGCAUUUCCACUCAGUGGACGAUAUCGGGUGGUAUAGUACCGCUUAUUUCCUAUCUUCAUCUUGUACGAUCCUUCUUUUCGGCAGGUUGUACAACCAAUAUCCAGCCAAGCCAAUCUUAGCCGGAUCGAUCGCUUUGUUCGAGAUCGGCUGCCUCGUGAGCGGAACUGCGACUUCGUCCGCAGCUUUUAUCAUCGGCCGGCUUCUGUCUGGCUUCGGUUGCGCAGGGAUGAACACGGGCUGCUUAACAGUUCUAGCUCAUGCCGUCCCUCUUGAGCGCCGCCCCAUCUUUUCCGCCAUAAUCGAUGGCGGCUAUAGUGUUGCUUCGUCCUGCGGGCCAUUGCUCGGCGGAGCGAUUACCACUCGACUGUCGUGGCGAUGGUGCUUUCUCAUCAACACUCCCCCGGGGGCCCUGUGCAUUUUGGCCAUCCUUAUCGUCUAUCAGGAUCGGUACCUCCCUGCCGGUGCAUCGGAGCGGUUGGUGGACCAGAUUGCCCGCCUUGACUUGGGGGCCACCUUGCUUUUUGCAUCGUCCGUCACCUGUCUGGUUUUGCUGCUGCAAUGGGGGGGCAGCACCUUCCCAUGGUCGAGCCCGAAAGUGAUUGCCUUGUUCGUCUUGUUUGGCGUCUUUCUGGCCACUCUGAUCGGCCAUCAACUCUGGCGGGGGGAGGCUGCGAUGGUCCCGCGCCGCGUGGGCCGGCAGAGGGAGAUGGUCGGGGCAGCUGUAUAUGCCUUUUUUGUCGGAGGCACGGCCAAUAUUCUCGAGUACUACAUUCCCCUGUGGUUUCAAGAGGUCUGGACCGUGAGCGCACUGCGAUCCGGCAUCUAUACCAUUCCCAUGGUCGCCGGGUUCGUCGUGUUCAGUCUUGUCGCCGGGUUUGGCGUCUCGUCUACCGGAUACUAUCUGCCGUUCAUGUACUUGGGCAGCUGUGCGCUCAUUGCCGGAUCCGCGCUACUGACAACCAUCCACCCGGCUUCGCAGUUGGCCUCCUUGCUGGGCUUCGAGAUCCUGAUCGGUGUCGGCGGUGGCUCGGGGAUCCAACAGGCGUACUUGGUGGCUCAGGCCAUCUUGACCACGCAAGACGUGGCUAUUGGACUGGCUGUCAUCGUCAUGGCACAGACCUUGGGCGGGACGGUUUUGCUGUCCAUCGCCACCAGUGUGGUUCAGGAAGGAUUGGUAACCGCCACCAGCCGCGGUGACUCGCCAUCCAUCAGUGGUGCCAUCAUUCCGGCAUUUUACCUCGCCAUCGCGACCAGUGUUGGCUCCUUGGCGUCUCUGGCGCUGCUGAGAAUGCGGUCCAUCAAAGGCGAUGCGAGCGCAGCCAGGUAGCUUUAAGGCAUGUAUCUUAGUAGUCGGCCUUUUUUUUUUUUUUUUUUUUUUCUUUCUUUUUUU
Messenger RNA from Aspergillus uvarum CBS 121591, 1930 nucleotides. RefSeq names its product MDR family MFS transporter. The coding region runs from base 308 to 1867 and encodes 519 amino acids. Gene Ontology annotation, biological process: transmembrane transport. NCBI's taxonomy places the organism in Eukaryota, Fungi, Ascomycota, Eurotiomycetes, Eurotiales, Aspergillaceae. The transcript is spliced from 5 exons. The record is from RefSeq and is a predicted model, not a curated record. Gene Ontology annotation, molecular function: transmembrane transporter activity.